Molecule: messenger RNA, 965 nt
Organism: Pyrus x bretschneideri (Chinese white pear)
Lineage: Eukaryota; Viridiplantae; Streptophyta; Magnoliopsida; Rosales; Rosaceae
Product: photosystem I chlorophyll a/b-binding protein 5, chloroplastic
Exons: 6
Coding region: 16-798 (260 amino acids)
Biological process (GO): photosynthesis, light harvesting in photosystem I; response to light stimulus
Cellular component (GO): membrane
Source: RefSeq, a predicted model, not a curated record
GAUAGAAGGAGAGAAAUGGCUGCUGCAGUGGAGAGAGGUUUCCUUGUGCAGCCAUGUCCUUUAUCCUUUGUUUCUAAUAAGAACACAUCAAGACCCUCAGUUGCUAUCGGGCAUGGUAAACCAGCAAGGGCUCGAGGUUUUGCCCGCCACGUGGCUCAAGCCCAAGUGCGCCCUACAUGGCUCCCAGGGCUUGACCCACCAGCCUACCUCGACGGAAGCUUGGCUGGGGAUUUUGGGUUUGACCCGCUUGGACUCGGGGAGGACCCGGAAAGCUUGAGGUGGUAUGUGCAGGCAGAGCUGGUUCAUGCUCGCUUUGCAAUGCUUGGAGUUGCAGGAAUUCUACUUACAGAUUUACUGAGGGUAACAGGGCUUCUUAGUGUACCAGUUUGGUACAAUGCAGGUGCAGUUAAAUUUGGCUUUGCUAAUACAGAAACUCUGCUCAUUGUCCAAUUUAUCUUGAUGGGAUUUGUUGAAACUAAAAGAUACAUGGAUUUCAAAACUCCUGGAUCUCAAGCCAAAGAUGGAUCAUUCUUUGGAUUGGAAUCUGCACUUGAAGGUUUAGAACCUGGAUAUCCCGGAGGUCCGUUGCUGAACCCUCUAGGUCUGGCAAAAGAUAUCAAGAAGGCUCAUGAGUGGAAGCUUAAAGAGAUUAAGAACGGACGGCUUGCAAUGGUGGCGAUGCUGGGUUUCUUUGUGCAAGCAUCUGUGACUCAUGUGGGACCCAUUGAUAAUCUUCUGGAGCACCUCUCCAACCCAUGGCACAGAACCAUAGUUCAGACCCUUGCAAACUCUUCUUAAAUGUAAAUCCAAGUCCAUGGUCUUUGUAUGUGCCAAUGUAACAAUGUUCAAUGGUUGCAGGACCAUCAUCUAUCUUUGGACUUAUGUUGGUUGUUUAUGUCAUUAAAUAAUCACACGAUGAGGAUUAAAGAGAUAGAUUCGUAAAUAUAUGCAACUAGUUACACUUA